AUGGCAAGUCGAUCGCAAAUACGCAAACUCGCUCUAAAGUGCUCCCAUGUACCCGUAUGCCGGCGCAGGCAUAUCUUCAGUCUAUCGUCGUUCUCUCCAUUCCCCGACAAUGGUUCCAAGCCGCAGACGUAUCAUGAACGCAAGGUCUUGCCUUACACUCGGGAAGAGUUAUAUGACGUUGUCGCCGACGUGGCCUCGUAUCCUCGUUUUGUACCGUUCUGCACUGGCGCUCGUAUCAUGACACCACCAGCACCCAAGGGAGGGUCUCCAUCCGUGAAGCAGCUGGAAGCGGAAUUGACUGUCGGGUUUCUGUCUUUCAAGGAGAGCUACAUCAGCAAGGUGGUGUGCACGCCGUAUGAAUCUGUAGAGGCAACGGCCUCUUCGUCAAGCCCAUUGUUCAAGAGUCUGACGACUACGUGGAGGUUCCACGAGCUCCCGUCUCAGCUCGCGAACGCUCCUAGACGAGAUCCCCCGCUCUCUGGACCUCGGAAUCCGGACGUGGCACAGCUGAGCGGACCAGAGUCAACCCUAGCCAGCCGGAAACAUCCUGGGACGCUUGUUACUCUAGACCUUGCUUACGCGUUUGCGAAUCCUCUCCACGCAACCGUGUCGGUCACGUUCUUCGGGCAAGUCUCAAAACUCAUGGUAGACGCAUUCCAGAGACGAUGCAUGGAAGUAUAUGGGCAUUCAUAG
This is a messenger RNA of Gloeophyllum trabeum ATCC 11539, 693 nucleotides long. RefSeq lists its product as uncharacterized. Gene Ontology annotation, molecular function: ubiquinone binding. The record is from RefSeq and is a predicted model, not a curated record. Gene Ontology annotation, biological process: ubiquinone biosynthetic process; cellular respiration. The transcript has 3 exons. Bases 1 to 693 code for a protein of 230 amino acids. Lineage: Eukaryota; Fungi; Basidiomycota; Agaricomycetes; Gloeophyllales; Gloeophyllaceae. Gene Ontology annotation, cellular component: mitochondrion.